AUGAGACCGAUGGCUGUGCUACUUGAGCUUGUCGCCCUUCCUUCCUCCUUCCCGUCCAUCAGUUCCCCCAUCGAAACAAAAUCAGUCCCCCCACCAAAAGCUAGGGUUAGGGUUAGCGAGGCGGCGGCGGCUUUAUUCCCGAUGCCGAUCGCCAUGGACACCGGAGGCGCGCCGGAGCCGGAUGAGGAGUCCGUCGUCUUCCCCAGAUGGGCGAUGCUGGAUCGCAGAGGCCGCACCCGCUGCCACAACGGCCUAAACGCUGCCCGUGUGGCUGCCAACAAGAACAAGACCGCCGUUCCAGUCCACAUGGACGGCGGCCCCUCCUGCUACGUGACCUUCACCCUCGCGGCUCCUCAAAAAGGGAUCUCCUGCCUCAACCUCCACUUGCCGGAGGAACCUCCACUUACCCCAGCCACCCCGCCCGCCUAUGCCUACGUCCGGGCAACCGACAAGGACCUCGUCCUUUUCGACAUCACCAACCCGAGCCGGUCUUGCUACUGGGACCCCCCGUCAGAUCUGUUCGUCUACACGGCCGGCGGUCCUUCCCCCUCGGUGCAGCCGCUCCCUAUGUACACCAAGGAGAGGGAGAGGCCGUUCCUGAUGGACAACCUCACCACAGGCAUCCUGCGGCUCGCGGAGGACCGCUACAUCGUUGCCGACCUCAAUGUCUACCCCAAAAGAAAGGGCAAUGCCAUGCGUGCCGAACUCUGCGUCUUCAACUCCGAGACUAGAAAGUGGAAAAUCAUCCGCAAAUUGGACCCAGGCAAUGGCGGACAGUUCCCCGAACUCUGGUCAACCGAUAAUGUGCUCGCCUUUGAUGGCCGUUUCCUGUGCUGGAUUGACUACUUCAGCGGUGUCCUGCUAUGUGACUUCUCCACGUCCACUCCAGACUCCUUGGCGCUCCGCUUCGUGCCUUUCCCUGGAGAAAAUAACUUCUCUGAUGAGGUACGUGUUGAAAGGUACUCCCCGGAGAGGUUCCGAAGUGUGUCCAUCACCCAAGGCAUGAUGCGCUUUGUCCACAUUGACAAUGACUACCAUGACAGUCUCCAUGGUGCCUGGCAAUGGCUUAAGCUUCCUGAGAGAAAAAGGAAAGUGCAGCAGCAUCAGCCUUGCAAGAAAAUCACCAUUUGGACUUUGAACCCCAAGUUUGAGUGGGAGCAGCAUUGUGUGAUCAACCUGCAUUAUCUUUGGGCGCAACCUGGUUACAAAGCCCUUGACAUACAUCAGUGUCUCCCCGAGUUCCCGAUCAUGACCGUGGAUGACCCGGAUGUUCUGUGCUGCCUGUUAAGGGAAGAGGAUUAUGGCAAGGGCUGGAUGAUCAUGGUUGACAACCAUGCGCAUCUGCGGUCAUGUACUCCUGAGUCCGAGUCUCUGGGCGUGGAAGCUCAUGAUAACCGGUUUCCUGAUAUCCCCCUACUUCCAACUGUCUUCUGCAAAUACCUUGAAAGCCCAACAGGGGUGGCUUGGAUUGAGCAUAAAAAGCGUAAGCGUAAGCUGAAGUCUGCAAAGGUAAAGGCCUGGAAUCUGGUGACUGGUGUUGAACACUUUGGCGACGCUCAAAUCAAAGAUGCGAUGAAGAUGGUGUACUGA
This is a messenger RNA of Triticum turgidum subsp. durum (durum wheat), 1590 nucleotides long. The record is from the annotation of a GenBank genome assembly. Lineage: Eukaryota; Viridiplantae; Streptophyta; Magnoliopsida; Poales; Poaceae.